AUGCUGCUUCGGACUGUGGUCCCGCUCCUCCUCUGCGUGUCCAUGGGCAUGUGUGCCACUUUAGGCCACUACCAGACUCAAGCAAAGGAGGAGGAGGAGGCCCUUGCUGUGAACUCAGCUACUGUUAAUGAUGGUGUUGUAGGUGAUGCACCUGUGGCUGAGGAACCUUUAGCUGAUACAAUUUUUGACAAACUACUAGCUAAAAAACUCGCAGUGGAUAACACAGCAGCUGACACACCUAAAGUGGAUGUCCUUGUAGCAGAUGGUGCUACAGCUGAGCAGCUGGGGAUAGACAGUGAUAGUCCUGCCGGACACACCCCUGCUAUGGAAGCUCUUGCUGAAGAAGCUGUCACCCAGGAGCAACCUUAUUCUGAGGAGGAGGAGGGGAAUGAAAUCAGACCAGUCAAGAUCAACCAGUCCAUGGACAGACCCUUGGCUAAUGAAGAUAAUAACAGUUGGAGCCUUAACUCAAUAAGAAAUAGCUUCCAGACUAUGCACGGAUACUUUGACUCCCUGGUUGAGCUGGUGGGGGGUCACGACGGUGUGUGUCAUUACCGCUGCAGAUACGGCGAAGUUCCUCAACCUCGCCCCGGCUACCACCUCCCCGAGCCCAAUGGCUGCAGCUCCUCUCUGGUGGGAUUCCAGGUGAAUGCCGCUCUUGACCUGGGAAUCCCUGCUAUGACAAAGUGCUGUAACCAGCUUGACAUGUGCUAUGACACAUGUGGCACAAGCAAGUACAACUGUGACUCCAACUUUCGCUUGUGUCUGCAUGGCAUCUGCUCUGACCUUAAGAAGAGCUUGGGCUUUGUGUCGAAGGUACAAGCCUGUGAGUCAAUGGCAGACGCUCUCUACAACACAGUGUGGACUCUGGGUUGUAGGCCUUACAUGAACAGCCAGAGGGCAGCGUGUGUCUGCGAGGGAGAGGAGAGAGAUGAGCUGUGACACACAACACUCUGCACAACUCCUAGACACUUUCACAGACAAAUAACAGAGUCACGAGUAUUUCCACAGAUUAUACUGUGUAUUUAUUGGCUUUUUG
This is a messenger RNA of Xiphias gladius (swordfish), 1039 nucleotides long. It is a transcript of the gene pla2g12b, whose product is annotated as phospholipase A2, group XIIB. The transcript is spliced from 5 exons. Lineage: Eukaryota; Metazoa; Chordata; Actinopteri; Istiophoriformes; Xiphiidae. Gene Ontology annotation, molecular function: A2-type glycerophospholipase activity; calcium ion binding. Gene Ontology annotation, cellular component: extracellular region. Gene Ontology annotation, biological process: arachidonate secretion; cholesterol homeostasis; phospholipid metabolic process. The record is from RefSeq and is a predicted model, not a curated record. The coding region runs from base 1 to 942 and encodes 313 amino acids.